UCGAGUUCCAUUUGCGGGAGACAAAUUUACGAAAUCUCGCUGUUUACAUGCACAAACCCAAAGAUGCGUCGAGUUUAGCUGUUACCAGAAUAUUGUUUGGCAUAGCGAUGUUAUUUGACAUUCCGGACGAACGCGGGGGCGCAGCUCUGACUACACGCUGGGGCGACCCCGCCACCUGCCAUUUCCCGCUGUUGCCCUUCAUACAGCCUCUGCCCAUGCCGCAUAUGGCGAUGGUAUAUGCUGCGCUCUGGUUAGGUGCAUUAGGAAUUGCUCUAGGAUAUAAAUUCCGGGUCAGUUCUAUCACCUUCACAGCAUGUUUCUGGUAUCUCUUGCUGGUGGAGAAGAGCUACUGGAACAACCACAGCUAUCUGUUCGGCCUCGUCGGCCUCCUGCUCACAGUCACACAGGCUAAUUGUUAUUGGUCCAUUGACGCCUAUCUAAAUCCAUCAGUAUCUUCACCUACCGUCCCGUACUGGAAUUAUUUCAUACUGAAGUACCAGUUUUUCAUUCUAUACUUCAUGGCGGGUGUCAAGAAAUGCACGGCGGAGUGGCUGACGGGUUACUCUGUGCAGAAUCUUAGUGAACACUGGGUAUUUAACCCAUUUAAGUUGUUCCUGUCGGUGUCACAGACAGACUACCUAGUAGUGCACUGGUUCGUGUUCGCGUUCGACCUGACAGUAGCGGGCUGGAUGAUGUGGUCGCGCUCCCGGCACAUCGCCAUGAUCCUCUGUGCUCUAUUCCAUUUGAUGAACAGCAGACUUUUUAGGAUCGGAAUGUUCCCAUGGGUUUGCUUGGCGACGAUGCCAUUAUUUUAUCCUUUCGACUGGCCAAAAUUAGUGUUCAAUUAUAUGAAAGAUUCUUAUACUAAAAGCAAAGCGAUAAUUUGUAAAUACAAAUGCAUGUUUCUAAAUGGCAACAUAGUGCAAGUGAAACACAAUAAAGAUAUUUUAAAUGAAGAUUCAUCAAACGAAGCUGUCGAUGAAAGUCUUAAAAAAAUUAAGGAAAGUUAUACUAACGAUGAGGAAAUUAAUAAAACUGAUUUGACAGAAAAUGAUAAAUCUGCUACUACUGAUAAAGAAGUGAAUGAAGGAAAAAGAAUAUUAACGUGUAUUUUAAUCGGUAUUUAUGUAUUCCUACAAGGUUUUCUGCCAUUCUCGCAUUUCAUUACUAAGGGUUACAACAAUUGGACUAAUGGUCUUUACGGAUAUUCUUGGGACAUGAUGGUGCACACGUGGGACAUGGAUUCUGUUAUAGUAAAAGUAGUCGAUAACGAAAAGAACAUUGAGUUCUACGUAGACCCACAUCAUCUCACACCUAAUGAACGCUGGUCCCGGCAUGGAGACAUGGUACACCAAUAUGCACGAUGCAUAAAAGACAAUAUAAUGAAGGAAUCGAGUAAAAUGAAAUGGAAUAACUCUGGCAAUUACCUUUCUGAAAAUAUUUCAAUUUAUAUCGAUGUCUGGGCCUCCUUAAAUGGAAGAUUUACACAGCGUAUGUUUGAUCCGAAAGUCGACAUGUUGAAUGUUUCGUGGUCCCCUUUCUCGCCUAUAUCGUACUUGAUGCCACUACUCGAUGAGGGUCUUAGCUGGAGGGAGCACUUGCUGAGCAUCCGGGAAACAGUACACUCGUGGAAUAAUAACAGUGAUGUUGUAUUUCUUGCCGACUUUCCUGGGUAUGAAUACGAGAAAUAUGUACCCGAAGAACUGAAAAACGUAACCCUUACAGUGUUGGAGGGAAUCGUCGUGUACGAACCCGAGGCUUUACCGAAUACGAUCAGCAAAUCCUUUCAGCUCCGGACUGGGAACAACAUCGAAUUGUCUUCUGGAAUCUUCCACAAGAUUAUAAACAUCGGUGAAACACCCGCCUACUAUAUGUACAUAUUUUAUAACAGCUCAUCAUUCAAUCGUUCUCUAUCCACACCAGUACCAAAGUUACCCAUAGCGAUGGAGUUAAGAAGACGUUUCAAUAACAUGGCAAAGUUUGCAAUGGACACCAUUACAAGUUUGGUUCAAUUAUUAUAUGAUUUUUCAAAAUGUUUUGCU
This is a messenger RNA of Papilio machaon (common yellow swallowtail), 2042 nucleotides long. Its product is annotated as vitamin K-dependent gamma-carboxylase. Gene Ontology annotation, biological process: peptidyl-glutamic acid carboxylation. Gene Ontology annotation, molecular function: gamma-glutamyl carboxylase activity; vitamin binding. NCBI's taxonomy places the organism in Eukaryota, Metazoa, Arthropoda, Insecta, Lepidoptera, Papilionidae. The annotation marks the transcript as partial. The record is from RefSeq and is a predicted model, not a curated record. The transcript is spliced from 9 exons.